Molecule: messenger RNA, 5503 nt
Organism: Leptidea sinapis
Lineage: Eukaryota; Metazoa; Arthropoda; Insecta; Lepidoptera; Pieridae
Gene: woc
Product: zinc finger MYM-type protein 4
Exons: 20
Coding region: 197-4846 (1549 amino acids)
Source: RefSeq, a predicted model, not a curated record
UAAAUUUAAACUUGUUAACAAUAUUCUAAAGGUGACAGAAGUUUCAAAAAACAUAUCCGUCGUAAUAUUAUGUUGCUCUGCUUGGACAGACUGUCCAAAAUGGUGGUCGUUUGUUGUGCUAUGUUAAAGUCAUCUCCUCUUUCUUUGUGAACUCUGCAUAGUGUUAUGGACAUAAGUAUCUAAUAAGAAGAUUAAAAUGGAUGAGAAAAGCGAUAAUCCAGGAAAUGUAAUGAAUGUCCAAGAUGACACUCCAAUAGAAAAAGACGAAAUGGAAACAAAAGAAGAAUGUAAGAAAACAGAGUUAGAAGAAACUACUUCUUUAGAUAAAAGCAGCGCUGAUGUUAUAUCAGAUAGUAAUAAGAUUAGUGAUACGGACAGUAAAAGUGAAGCUGAAACUUGUACAAAUCCUAUUAGUGAAAAAAGUGAUAACUUGGACACAAGUGAUACAAAAAUGGACACUGGUACUGUAGAGGAGCAAAAUGUUACGAAUCCAAUGGAUGUUGAUACCCAGGAUAGUGAACAUACAGGAGACAUUAAAGAAGAAAGCAUGGAAACGGAUGUGAAAGAAGCUAACGUAAGAGAGGAGUCUCAAGCCACACAAGAACUAGAAGGUGGUGCUGAAAAUACAGUCAAUAUUGGGGCAAGUGGAAGUAAAGAUGUAGAGUCAGUUCAGAAACCAGAAUUUGAAACAGCACCCAAUGUUUCUAUUGAAGAUUCACAGGAUGAUAAUACAGAAGCUUCAGACCCUUUUGAUGCAAUUAUGAAAGAUACAACAGAUGCCACCAGUGACAGUUUGGCAAAAGAUGCAGCUACAAAUAUUGAUGAUGAAGAACACCACCAAAAUGAUAGCGCGGAUUUGGAUAAUGAGCAGACACGUGCAGAUGAAAGCAGUACAACAGAAGAGCCUGGUUCUUAUGAAGAAGAAUGCCUCUUGCCAGAUACAGAGAGAGAAAUAUCAGAAGCUGAUAAGGCCGAAGCUGCAAAGGUGUUGGCUGAAAAGAAAAAACAGGCUGAAGAGGCAGCCGAAUCUACUUCAGUCACUAAAUCAGAGCAGGUGGAACCAAUGGAAACUAACACUGAGGCAAAUGAUGAUUCUUGUGGGAAUGCUGAUAUAAAUCAAGAUGACAUAGAAUCUUCCCAUGAAAAUGAAAAUGGAGAUAAGGAGACUGAAAAUACUGAAGACAGUGAAGAGAUCGAUUCGACUACUCUUAUUGCUAUCAAUCGGAUAGAACCUAUCGAUGAAAUAUGUUAUAGUUGCACUAUACCUAAAUCAUGCAUAUUUGCAACUAACAAUAGUGAGCCUGAGAGAAAGUAUUUUUGCACAGAAGCAUGCGUCAAAUCAUUCCAAAUAGAUAAUGCGGAUCAAUAUGUUUUAAUAAAGAAUAAAUAUAUUAUUGAUGAGAUUCCUCCAAAGAUCUGUAUGUGUUCGGAAUGUGAGGAAAAGAAGACAUGCUAUUUCUUUUAUAAUUAUGAUGGUGAAGAUACUUACUAUUGUUCCAUGAGGUGCUUAAAUAGCAUGAUGGCAGACGAAAAGGAGAAGUAUACAUACAAGAGGCGAAAAAUAACGGUUGAAGAGGUGUCAUUGAGGGAUGGGGAGUGUUGCGCUUGUCUUGAACAAAAAAAAUGUAUGUAUUCUCUGAAACGAUAUGGUGAGGAUCUGUUAAUCUGUGAGCAACCCUGCCUCAAGACAUUAAAUAAUGAUGAAAAUGGCCGAUAUUUGGUCAAGAGAAAAAGGAUACUGAGGUAUACCACCCCUACUUCACGAAGUUCCUCUAGUCAGUCAGCUAAGCCACUCAUGAAACUCAAAGUUAUCAGCAAUGCUACUGAUAAAUAUUUAGAUGAAGCAUAUAAAAUACAAGCUAAAACACCAGCGAUGGUGCAAGCAGCGAAGGACGAAAGAGACCGUACAUUUAUGCGUACUUGUGCUCAGUGUAUGCUUAUACUAAAGGAUGAGCUAAUGCUGACUUGGGAAACUAUGGACUUUUGUAAUGAAGCAUGUUUAGGAAGGUUUCAGAACAAAAUUGGAUCCAAGUGUGCAAACUGCAAGAACUCUGUCCAACACAUGAGCUUAGGCAAAUAUUGUGUUAGGUUUGGUUAUGAUAUCAGGCAAUUUUGUAAUUCGGGAUGUUUGGAAGAGUUCAAGAAAGGCUUAAAAAUAUGUUGUUACUGUCAAAGAGACAUUUCUGCUGAGCCAGAAGGGUUUUUAGCUCCUGUUGGUGAAAAGGGACAGUUCAAAGAUUUUUGUUCACAAGCCUGUAUGGAAAAGUUUGAUCAAAUGAAUAAAAAUCCUUUGCCGCUACAAUUGUGGGCCAAAUGUGCUGUUUGUUCAUUAGAAAAGAACACUUCUAUUGAAAUAGAAAUUGAUGAAGACAUCACUCAAAGAUUGUGCUCGGAGCCAUGCUUUGCUGCAUUCAAAUUUGUGAACAACAUUUGUCCAGAUCAAUGUUCUUGGUGUAAAAAACACUUCGAGAGGAAGUUGAGCAAAUGUUUCACAGUUUACGAAAAUGGAACGGUCAAUCCAUUCUGUUCCAAAUCCUGUAUGAAUAUCUACAUAAGCAAUACCAGACACAUAGUUCCGUGCAGUUGGUGCAAAGUGAAGAAGUACAAUUAUGAUAUGAUACAAAAAACACAAGCAGGAGCACAGGUUAUGAUGUGCUCAUUGAACUGCCUGAAUCUCUAUCAAGUCUCUAUGAAUGCAGUUUCCUCAAGAAGGACUAAAUGUGAUAUGUGCCGGCGUACCGCCCUCGCACAGUAUCACCUGACUAUGUCGGACGCUACUGUUCGUAACUUCUGUACCUACCAGUGUGUAAUCUCUUUCCAGGGUCAAUACUCAAAACACUCAUUGCCAAUAGAACAAGCUGCAGAGGUGCCCAAAGCAGUGCCCACUGGUGCACCCAGACGCACUUACAACACCAAAAGUCACGCUAAAAGCCAGGCGCGUGGGAGCGGUGGAUUGCCUGUCAUAUCGAAUGUACAGUCUCUGGCGACACCGCCGCCAAUUCAAGUGGCAACACCACCAUCAACGAGAGGGAAGUCCAAACGCUUAGCGCAAGCAGCCCCGCCGCCGCCGGAACCGGAACCCCCUCAAGCCCCUAAAACCCCUCCCCCACCUCCCAAACCACUAACUCCACCACCACCUCCUCCCCCCAAGAUAUACAACCAUGUGAUCGUAAAAACACUACCUCCCAAUGAGGUUGCCAAUAAAGGCACCAUGACAAAACCCAUGAUGGUAUCAAAAGGAGUAUCAUGCCGUCCUCAUCCUUGCACAAAAGAAUGUCAAACUGACUCCAGCUUGGAGAGGAAGGUCUUAAUUCCUGUGCCAGUACCCAUAUAUGUGCCGGUUCCCUGUGUAAUGUGGUCAUUACCAUUUCCCGUUCCUGUGCCUAUACCAUUGCCAAUCCCGACACCGGUGUUCAUCCCCACCACAAGAAACUCAGCUAAGGGGAUAAUGAAGGAAAUAAAUAAGAUUCAUGACAAGAUGCCUACCGAUCCAUUCGAAGCAGAGUUGUUAAUGAUGGCGGAAAUGGUUGCCGGCGAUAAGAAGAAAGAUCAGAGUGAUUCGGAGACAGACGAUGAAAAUGCUGAAGAGUUUAGCCCAGUGGCAGGUAUGGAGGGAAGCAAUGCAUUUGGUGAGGACAUGCUACAGAUGGCGCUCAAGAUGGCCACAGAAUACGAAGUACAGCCGGUAGACCUUGAGUCAGCUAUGACUGCUAAUACCAUCACACCAAGUUCACACCCCGGAAUGCCAGGGCUCGAGAACGAAGGCAUGCACCACCACCACAUGAUGAUGCUGGAGCAGCGUGCCGCGGCACUGAGAGGCGCCCCCGCUCGCAAGCGUGUGCCGCCGGCUCCCCCCGCCGCCCCCACUCCCCCGCGGGCCUCGCGAGCUAAGCGUCGUCGCGACCCGCAGCCACCGCCGCCGGAACCGCCGCGCGAGCCCGCAGAGAAACCCGACGCGAACAUGUGCCUCAAGUAUACAUUUGGCGUGAACGCGUGGAAGCAAUGGGUGAUGACGAAAAACGCGGAGAUUGAGAAGAGCUCCGUGCGCCGGAAGCCGUUCAAGUCGGAGAUCCUGCAGCUGACGGCGGACGAGCUCAACUACUCGCUGUGUCUGUUCGUGAAGGAGGUCCGCAAACCAAACGGCAGCGAGUACGCGCCAGAUACCAUCUACUAUUUAGUCUUAGGUAUACAGCAAUACCUCUUUGAGAAUGGCAGAAUAGACAACAUAUUCACGGAUCCAUACUAUGAAAAGUUUACGGACUGUUUGGACGAGGUUGCUAGGAAGUUCUCCGUAUUAUACAACGAUUCACAGUACAUUGUAACUCGAGUGGAGGAGGAACACCUCUGGGAGAGUAAGCAACUGGGCGCGCACUCGCCGCACGUGCUUCUCUCUACUCUCAUGUUCUUCAACACGAAGCACUUCAACUUGGUGACGGUGGACGAACACAUGCAGCUAUCCUUCUCGCACAUUAUGAAGCACUGGAAGCGAAACCCCAACCAGCCUGGACAAGCCAAGAUCCCUGGGGCCAGAAACGUACUGCUGCGGUUUUACCCGCCACAGUCGGCUCUAGAAGCAAAUUCAAGAAAAAAGAAGGUUUAUGAGCAACAAGAGAAUGAAGAAAACCCACUGAGGUGUCCUGUUAAAUUGUACGAGUUUUAUAUAUCGAAAUGCCCGGAGUCAGUCCGGACCCGGAACGACGUGUUCUACCUGCAGCCGGAGCGGUCUUGCGUGCCCGACUCGCCCGUGUGGUACUCCACGCAGCCGCUCAGCCGCCAGGCGCUCGCCAAGAUGCUGCACCGCGUCAAGAUGGUCAAGGAGAUCAACAUCGCCCUACUCACCAGCUAAGAUUGUGUUAUAAGUGUCUGGACUCUGGACUGAAGCAUUUAUGAGAUUGGUCCAUGAGGACACAUCACAUUGUGUGUGAGGGAGAGAUGUGAAGAGAGAGGGGAACGCAGAUCAGUAGUAGUCUAGACUAUCACUUAUAUAUUUUCAUAAUAACUUUGUAUAUGCAGUGACACAACUAAUCAAUAUAGUGUUGGAUCAUUGUUUUGCAGUAGUAUCUCCAAUGUGAUACUGUUUUGUGUACAGUACAGCAUUGGAUUGAUAAAGCACAUAUAAAUUAACAAUAUUUAAAUAUUAUGUUUGAUGAAUCAGAGAUCCUAUAAUUAAUAUAAUUUUACGUAUGGCGAUAUUUUUUAUGUAUAUAAAUCAAUGCAAUUGAGUAAUGGAUAAAUGUUGUUUGGUCACUUUUAAUGAAAUGAUCAGUUUUAUUACAUUUGUAAUAAUAGUGCUUGUAGAUAAAUGAUAAUUCCACUUUUAUAUGAUAAUAAGUAAUGUAACUGUGACUAGAUGACCGUAUAUAUGGAGUAUAAUGAUAUGUGACAAAUUUUUAUUUAAUUAUAAGUUACGGUGAGAGUCAAGAUUUCUUUUAUUGUGUUAAGAGUAAAUGUGGCAAGUUUAGUUUUAGAUUAAUGCUGUGUAAGUAUAAUACAGAUUCUCUAA